UUGCCCGGGUCAGCGUCAUGGCUGCCCGGGUAUCAAGGACCGGGUGGGCUAUUGCAUUUACAGCUGCACGCAGAAGCCCGCUGAUUUCCUGCCGGAGGUGUUCCAGUGUCUCGGCAGACACAGUGUACGAUGUAGUGGUGUCGGGCGGAGGCCUCGUGGGUGCUGCCAUGGCCUGUGCCUUGGGACAUGAUAUCCACUUCCGUGAUAAAAAAAUCCUGUUGCUAGAAGCAGGUCCAAAGAGAGUUCUGGAGAAGUUGUCAGAAACGUACAGCAACAGGGUCAGCUCCAUUUCCCCUGGCUCUGCAACCCUUCUCAGUAGUUUUGGUGCUUGGGAUCACAUUUGCAACAUGAGAUACAGAGCCUUUCGGCGAAUGCAGGUGUGGGAUGCGUGCUCAGAGGCCUUGAUAAUGUUCGAUAAGGAUAAUUUAGAUGACAUGGGCUAUAUAGUGGAGAACGAUGUCAUCAUGCAUGCUCUUACUAAGCAGCUGGAGGCUGUGUCUGACCGAGUGACUGUGCUGUACAGGAGCAAAGCUGUUGGCUACACCUGGCCUGGUCCAUUUUCCAUGGCAGACUCCAGCCCUUGGGUCCAUAUUACCCUAGGUGAUGGCAGCACCCUCCAGACAAAAUUGUUGAUUGGUGCUGAUGGUUACAACUCAGGAGUACGGCAGGCUGCUGGAAUCCAGAAUGUUAGUUGGAACUAUGACCAGUCUGCUGUCGUGGCUACUCUCCAUUUAUCAGAGGCCACAGAAAACAAUGUAGCCUGGCAGAGAUUUCUUCCCUCUGGGCCUAUUGCUCUGCUCCCGCUCUCGGAUACCCUGAGUUCCUUGGUCUGGUCGACAUCCCAUGACCAUGCUGCGGAGCUAGUAAGCAUGGAUGAGGAAGAGUUUGUGGAUGCCAUUAACUCUGCCUUUUGGAGUGAUGCAAACCACGUGGACUUCAUUGAUUCAGCUGGGACCAUGUUACAAUAUGUUGUCACCCUUCUGAAGCCCACUAAGGUCUCAGCUCGCCAACUACCCCCAAGUGUAGCAAAGGUGGAUGCAAAAAGCAGAGUCCUCUUUCCUCUGGGGUUGGGACAUGCUGCUGAGUACGUCCGGCCUCGGGUGGCACUCAUUGGGGACGCAGCCCACAGAGUCCACCCGCUUGCAGGACAAGGUGUCAACAUGGGCUUUGGGGAUAUCUCCAGCUUGGUCCAUCAUCUCAGUACUGCAGCUUUCAAUGGGAAAGACUUAGGUUCUAUGAGCCACCUUGCAAGUUAUGAAACAGACAGACAGCGCCACAACACUGCUCUUUUGGCUGCCACAGACUUACUGAAAAGACUGUAUUCCACCAGAGCCCCUCCACUUGUGCUGCUCAGGACGUGGGGUUUGCAGGCCACUAAUGCAAUGUCUCCACUCAAAGGCCACUGCUGUGAGAAGCUUCCGAGACCUCCUGAGGUGAGGAAGACCAGGGAGUCUCAUCUUCCUGGACCUGGCAGGUGGCAGGAGUCUAAUGAACACAGCUUACUUCUUGGGGCAACAACUUGGUGUCUACUGGAGGUACUGACCCAAAGAAUCAGAAUCUGCUCUGCUUAACGUCUGGUAUAUGAGGUAAUAUCUGUGAAUUCAUUCAACACUGUUCCUGCAUUUAGACUGACCAUGACCCCUUACCUUCUUACUACCCUAAAUCUUUCCUCCUCUUAAUCCAGCCCAAGAUGUCAGAAGCUCGUCUCCCUAUUCCCUCCCCAAUUCCACUGUUGGUUCAUCAGUUAUCCAAUUGACUCCACUCUGUAAAUAAGGCAUUCCCUUGGCCUGACUCACUCAGUCCCAUUUCUCUACAGGCAUCCCUUCACCACAGAUCACAAGGAAUUUGACGGGCUCAUGUUUUGGGUUAAUGGAUUUGAAUCGGAACAAAUCUCACCAAAAGAAAAAAACACCCUAAACUCUCCCACACAGCUCUCAAGCAGGUUACGCAAAUAUUAGUGCUACCAUUCAAAUAAAUGUGCCCCUGCCAUGGUCCAGAAGUUGGGCUCCUCCAACCUCCUGCCACUUGUACAAAAUGAUACUGCUCCACUAAGGGAUGUAGGACAGGAACUUGGGAAAGGAAAGAAUUCCUUGUGUAGGCCCCCUUAAUCUAUAGCCUGCUAUUAAUACCAUAUAGUCCUAAAUUGGAAGUCCCUAGAGAAGUUAUGAUGGGCUUAACCAGCCUGGGGCUUUGGAGAAGAGUAUGUGUUGACUACAGUUUGGGGCAUAAUUAAAUCUCAAUACUUCAGACAGGUACAUACCCUAAUUUUAUACAUGGGAAAACAGAGGCUCCGAGAAUUUAGGUGUCUUACACCUAAAUAUCGAAACCAUUAAGUGAUGCAGGCAUGAUUUAAACCCAGGUCUUAACUGAAAGUUUCUAAACCACUCUGCUGUUUUAAAAUACCAACAGGCAAGAGAUAACCACUGUCUAAGUCAUGAAAUCAAGGGCUGGGGUUGUGGCUCAUUGGUGGAGCGCUUUCCUAGCAUGCGUGAGGCACUGGGUUUAAUCCCUGACACCACAUUAAAUUAAAAUAAAAUAAAAGUAUUUUUAAAAACAUAAAUAAACUUAGGACAUCAAGAUUAUGGGGACUCUAUCCUACCCUCUGUUUACUAAACCUGCUCUCUAAAAACUCCACUACCAUAAACUGAGGCAACUGCUAGUAGCCUGGAGGGAACUCUCUCCUAUUUAAACCAAAUGGAGAGUGAAUAGUAAUAAUCACUAGGACUUGGAGAGUCUCUAAACAAAGAUUUGUUGGCAAAUAGGGGAAGGGAUGACCUCCUUUCUUAAGACUAAAAUCUCUAUUGCUUUAAGAUUAGGAUGGUCUGGGAGCAGUGGCACAUAUCUGUAAUCCCAGCACCUCUGGAGACUGAGAUGGGAGGAUUGCAAGCUCAAAGUCAGCCUCAACAAAAGCAAGACACUAAGCAACUUAGUGAGAUCUUGCCUCAAAAUAA
Molecule: messenger RNA, 2951 nt
Organism: Ictidomys tridecemlineatus (thirteen-lined ground squirrel)
Lineage: Eukaryota; Metazoa; Chordata; Mammalia; Rodentia; Sciuridae
Source: RefSeq, a predicted model, not a curated record